AUGCCACGUCUUCUAGCUACUCAAUCGCACGUUGUUCAUGGGUACGUGGGCAACAAAGCUGCCACUUUCCCUCUGCAAUGCAAAGGAUGGGACGUUGAUUGCAUCAACAGUGUGCAAUUCUCGAAUCACACCGGAUAUGGCAUGGACAAGGUGUUCGGAACCGCUACAUCUGCAGCAGAGUUGGAAUCUGUGUUUACGGGUCUGAAGGAAUUCGAAGACUACGAUGCUAUGCUAUCAGGGUAUCUGCCCAACCGAGAAUCCGUAGCCUGCAUGGCGAAAAAUCAUGCUGAUCUUAAAAGAAGAGAUCCGAGCCUGACGUGGCUCCUGGACCCAGUGAUGGGCGACGACGAGGAGCUUUACGUGGACGAAAACGUUAUACCAGAGUAUAAGUCUCUGGUGGCAUCAUCUCUCGUGGAUGUGAUAACUCCGAAUCAGUUCGAACUCGAAAUACUAUACGGCCGCAAAAUAAAAAGUGUCAGAGAGCUCCAGGACGCACUGAAAACUUUACACCAAACAGUUCCAGUCAUUGUCGUGACGUCGUGCUCCUCGGGCCUGUUCGGCAAUAGCGACCAUCUGUAUUGCGUCGCAUCCAUGCGUGGCCAACCUGCCUCGAUUUACAAAAUUCCCGUGAUAGACUCGUAUUUUACAGGCGUAGGUGACCUGUUUUCCGCGCUUUUGAUAGACUACAUUCACCACAAGUGUAAUGAUUCCAACACUAUGGAUUGUCUAGAUAUAAAUGGGGUUUUGGCCACUGUGCAUCAGGUUUUGGCUGUUACUUUGGAGCACUCGCCCAAGUGUGUGAAAGCAUCCAUGGGGUCACCACUAACCAUGAAGCAAAUGGAACUGAGAAUCAUCGAAAGCAAAAAAUGGUUCACAGGUAAAACUCCAAAUGAGAACUUUUACCAUGGUCAGUUAGAUCUUGUAUAG
This is a messenger RNA of Lachancea meyersii CBS 8951, 927 nucleotides long. Lineage: Eukaryota; Fungi; Ascomycota; Saccharomycetes; Saccharomycetales; Saccharomycetaceae. The record is from the annotation of a GenBank genome assembly.